Eutrema salsugineum is the source of this 1416-nucleotide messenger RNA. RefSeq lists its product as uncharacterized. The coding region runs from base 145 to 1191 and encodes 348 amino acids. Lineage: Eukaryota; Viridiplantae; Streptophyta; Magnoliopsida; Brassicales; Brassicaceae. Gene Ontology annotation, molecular function: RNA-DNA hybrid ribonuclease activity; nucleic acid binding. The record is from RefSeq and is a predicted model, not a curated record. The transcript is spliced from 10 exons.
CCAAAACCCGGCUUAAACCCAUUGAGUUCGGCUUCCUUCUUCCCCACUGCGAAAAAGAGCUCACUGACAAUUUCGCACCCGGUUUCGUAGCAAUUUAUCUCAAGAUUCACGUCCUUGUGCUUGUGUUGGGGUAACUACAUUGUAAUGAAUUGCCUCUCUCAUGCUCGUUCAUACAUCUCCCUGGGACUGCUUAAGAGAUCCAGCUUUGUCAGCUACCAAAAUCCGUGGAAUCAAUGCAUCUUUUCAAUAUCCUGUUUAAAGCCUGCAGGUGUGAGUGCACUUGGACUGUCUAGCGUUCACUGUUAUUCCUCGAGAUCAAAGGCUGCUAAACCAAAAAUGUCAACUGCUGUUUCUGUUGCGGAUAAAGAGAAAAACGCCUUUUUUGUUGUUCGGAAGGGUGACGUUAUUGGGAUUUAUAAAGAUUUGAAUGAUUGUCAGGCUCAAGUUGGAUCAUCGGUGUUUGAUCCUCCGGUUAGUGUUUAUAAGGGAUACUCGUUGUCUAAAGACGCAGAGGCAUAUCUUUCUUCUGUUGGGAUUAAGAACCCACUUUACAGCUUUGGAGCUUCAGACUUAAAAGAUGGUAUGUUUGGCGCUCUCACACCUUGUCUUUUCCAGGAGCCAACUUCUUCUAAAGUCAAAGUAUCUAAAGAAAAGGAUACCUCAGAGAUGAAGUCAAAAGAUAUAACUAAAGAUAGUGAAAAAGAUAUUCCUUCAGCGUCCACGUCAUUGGAAAAGCACGAUCAGCUGGAGCCAUCUGCUGAUACAUUAGACGAAACAUGCAUUAUUGAGUUUGACGGUGCAUCAAAGGGAAAUCCCGGUCUCGCUGGCGCGGGAGCUGUACUGAAAACUGAGGACGGAAGCUUGAUUUGUAAAGUGCGUCAAGGUUUGGGAAUUGCCACAAACAAUGCAGCAGAAUAUCACGGAUUAAUCCUAGGAUUGAAGCAUGCUAUUGAGAGAGGUUACAGGAAAAUUAAAGUGAAAGGUGACUCCAAGCUGAUCUGUAUGCAGCUUAAAGGUCAAUGGAAUGUAAACAGCGAGGUACUCAAGAAUCUGCACAGGGAAGCAAAACAACUGAGAGACAAAUGUAUCUCUUUCGAGAUCAGUCAUGUACUAAGGAAUCUGAACUCUGCUGCGGAUGAACAAGCAAACUUGGCUGCUCGUCUUUCCGAAGGAGAAAUUGAAGUGGCGUGAAGGCUUUAUACAUAUUCUCAGGGUCUAAUGCUCAAAUUUUGGGUUUAGUUUUUCUUGCAAAUUUAUUAUUUGUCUUUAGUUUUUUACUGUAAUUUGUUUUUAAUAGCGUCUAGUGAAAAUGAGAAUAAAGAAAAUAACAGGCUUAGAUUGUCAUCAAUAUGGCCCAAUAGUAUGAUAUUAUGAGCCCAUUUAUAUUUUCUUGAACCUUUCUCCCCGACUUGGAGC